GACGUUUACUGUAGCAAGCUUUUCACUGAACCCUUCUGUCUAAGCUUCUUCUCUUUCUUCAACGCUCUACUGGGGCACCAGAGGGCCUCUUUGUAGGAGAGAAACACCUCUGAACUCAGCAGCAAGAUUGAUGUUUAUAUCUGAACAGUGAAGCCAAAGCCCACCCAGAGGAGGGGGCUUCUUGGGGGCAUCUGCGGGUCAUAUAAACCUCCCCGACAGUGGGAGAGCUUUUAGUUGGCAGCUCAGUGAAGAACUGAGACAGAGCAAGAAAUAGAAGGAGCACCAGCAAUCAGGAAACAGCAAUGGCAUCUUUAGGGCUGCAGAUUCUGGGCGUCGGGCUGGCAGUGCUUGGUUGGAUUGGAAACAUACUGAUUUGUAUGCUGCCGCUGUGGAAGGUGUCUGCUUUUAUUGGGAACAACAUUGUGGUGGCUCAGACCAUCUGGGAAGGACUGUGGAUGACAUGUGUGGUGCAGAGCACGGGCCAGAUGCAGUGCAAGGUCUACGAUUCCCUGCUAGCCCUGCCUCCGGACCUCCAGGCAGCUCGGGCCAUGGUGGUCAUCGCCAUCCUCUUCUCUCUUUUCGGCCUGCUGCUCUCUGUGGUCGGAGGGAAAUGCACCACCUGCAUUGGGGACAAGGCAGCAAAAGCUAGAGUGGCCAUCUCCGCAGGGGUUUUCUUCAUCCUGAGUGGUGCUCUGUGUCUGGUGACCGUGUCUCUGCCUGCUAAUACUAUCAUCAAGGACUUCUACAACCCCAUGGUUCCAGACGCCCAGAGGAGGGAGUUGGGUGCGUGUUUGUACAUGGGCUGGGGAGCAUCAGGACUACUGCUGAUCGGUGGUGCUCUUCUCUGCUGUCAGUGCCCGUCAGGAGGAGACCGCUAUAAUGGAGCCAAGUACUCCGCGCCUAAAUCCACAACACCCGGGAAGGAAUUUGUCUGAGUUGCUGCAUUACAUUAGAGGCAACAGCUUUUGAAAAAGCACCUGAUUUUACUCAAAGUACAAACCGGUUACUUAUCAAGUUGUGAUUUGCAUAGUGACUAACCUUUUUUUUUUUUUUUUACUAACAAACUGGGGCCUAUUGUUUCUGAAACAUACAAGUGACUCCAAGGUAUGUGCCAUGUUAGGAUUGCAGAUUAAUUUCUUUUUACGUUGUUUUGUAUUAGAAUGUCAAUAUUAAUUCAAUCUGCCUCAGACUCCUGA
Molecule: messenger RNA, 1196 nt
Organism: Morone saxatilis (striped sea-bass)
Lineage: Eukaryota; Metazoa; Chordata; Actinopteri; Moronidae
Exons: 1
Coding region: 303-935 (210 amino acids)
Biological process (GO): bicellular tight junction assembly; cell adhesion
Cellular component (GO): plasma membrane; bicellular tight junction
Molecular function (GO): structural molecule activity
Source: RefSeq, a predicted model, not a curated record